AACCCAACCAUACUUCUGAGCACAUCAAGUAAGACUUUGUUACGGUGGCUCCUCGAAUCGACUAUUUACACUCGCUUCAAUGAUGAACUACCUCACCGCCUUAUUUUCAUCCUCCCCAAAAUCAACUUAUCCUCGUCACGACAGUUUCAGCUACUCUCAACCAUCCACUAGACAGAGCACUGGCUUUUCUUCAACAGCGACUUCGUCAUCAGCAUAUAGCCGUAGUUAUGGGCAACAAGAAAUAGCCGGACGAUUUAUCAACAAGAGGAAGCUCCAGAAACUCUUGAAAGAUCGAUUUGGCAACGACUAUCAACUGCAUAUGAGGUCAAACAAUUACCGUCUAUACGCAAGGAGACCGCUGAGCGAGGAAGAGAUCUUAAGCUGUUGCCAAUUAGACUUUCAUUUGGAGUGUUUUGGCUUCAUUCCCACUGCGAGGUUUCCGAAACCCAUACUUCAAUUUUCUUGAUGACCCCCGGCACGAGAAGUGUUGGGAUAUCGAGUGAUCAUGAGAAAGGUUCGUCUGAAAGGCGCUAUCGGCCGCACAAGCUGCCAUUCCACCUACUUCCUCUUCAGAGGAUUGGUGGACUUCAUCCAACUCCGCCUUAGUCCCUACAUCAUAGACGCAGCACAAUAAGAACACCGUGUGGAUUCAGUGCAUGACGAGUCGCCGUCGGGACCCCAGGGUGUAUGUGAUGGAGAGCUUUCAGCGGCAUCUGUUCCACGAGAUAUUCAUGUCAUUUAGCACGACACAAUUUUGACCAUUUUGCAAAGGAUGGCGCGGAGAAGAGUCAUCAAAUGAUAACGGCUGAAUGUUUUUGUUCAACUCAAUUAA
This is a messenger RNA of Colletotrichum phormii, 832 nucleotides long. RefSeq lists its product as uncharacterized. The transcript is spliced from 3 exons. Bases 80 to 466 code for a protein of 128 amino acids. The record is from RefSeq and is a predicted model, not a curated record. NCBI's taxonomy places the organism in Eukaryota, Fungi, Ascomycota, Sordariomycetes, Glomerellales, Glomerellaceae.